UUUCUGAAGAAGGCGGUCAGCGAUACAGCACAUGAGAGCGCAGAGGGCGCGAGCGAGCGAGGGAGCAAGAACGAUGUCCCACGGGAGCACGGCAAAAGCAGCCAGGGACAACCAAUUAACGAACCCGAUGGUUCAAUCACGGCGGGGGAGGGAGAACGAAGAAGUGCUCCCGCCCAUGAGUUGGAAGUGCGGCGAAGAGCAUCCUGUGGAGGCUGUAAGCUCUCCAGAAAGUAGAAGGCAGGUGGCAGGUGGAUGCAAGUUCGCUCUCCAGAAAGUAAAGCGGCCCAGGCUGGUGCCACAACAUGGACGCAUAAAAAACAUGAGGCAAAUCGAGGAUACCACGAGAGCCGACCUGCCCUAGGCAAGCUCAUGCAAUGACAACCCUGAGGUGAAGUGUCAGAUGAUGUGUCCACGUGCCCCAGCGGCUCGCCUUCCAGAGGAACCAGUUGCGAGGCACGAAAUUAUCUACGGUAGAGGCGGGGCGCCCGUGCUGCGGGGUACGAGGGCCCCGAGGCGCGCCCGAGCGGCCCGCCCGCUUGGGGCGCUGUCGCCGCACCUGGAUUGAAUGAAAUGGUCAGUCAGCCUACCUUCUCAGCCGCCUCCUCAAGGCCUGAAGGCGUGGCCAACCCAUUAUAUUCAAGUUCAAACGACAUUCCGUUGGACAGAAAAAGACGGCCUCCCCGCGAGGGAGAACAACGAUCCCCGACCGCCCCUGACCCCUAGAGACGGAGGAGGGCAGGAGAAGGGGGGGACGAACUCUUCCCGACCGCCCGCACCGAGCCUACGAGCCAGCCGCCCGCGCCGCGAGAGCCCGCCCAGCCGUGGGCAGAGCGGGCCCCCGGGGCGAGCCGAGGAGAACGAUCGCGGCGCGGGAGGGCCCCCCGACGUCCGCCCUCCGGGCAGGCACGACGGCACCGCGGGUGCGCUGCCGUGUCCCCUCGCAGCUUUCGAGCAAGACCUCCCC
Messenger RNA from Prorocentrum cordatum, 964 nucleotides. NCBI's taxonomy places the organism in Eukaryota, Dinophyceae, Prorocentrales, Prorocentraceae. The record is from the annotation of a GenBank genome assembly.